GGCACCACCACACAGGUGCACCAUCUCGCUUAUGGCGGUUGGCCUGACCAUACAGCACCAUCCUCUCCAUUACCGACUGUUGUUCUUCUGAAAUUAGCAAGAAUCCUUUCUGCCGGAAACCCGAUCACAGUUCACUGUUCCGCAGGUAUCGGAAGAUCAGCAACUUUUAUAGGAAUCGACUACGCUGUGCAAAAAAUUCUUCAAAAUCCAAAUACUUCGAUGAUAGAGGUGUUGAAAGAUUUAAGAAAUCAGCGUUUUCAUGCUAUACAAUCGGCUAUCCAGUACACAUUUUUACAUGUUUGCAUCAUUGAGGUCUUUAUCGAGGAUGGGGUUGUAAGUCGUGAAGGAAAUGUGCAAAAAUUUUUCGACGCAUAUAACCGUAUGCUAAAGAAAUACAGAAAAGUUUGUGAACCUGAAGUCGAAGUAAAAUCCAUGAUGAAG
Molecule: messenger RNA, 441 nt
Organism: Ostertagia ostertagi
Lineage: Eukaryota; Metazoa; Nematoda; Chromadorea; Rhabditida; Trichostrongylidae
Source: the annotation of a GenBank genome assembly